Molecule: messenger RNA, 1582 nt
Organism: Setaria italica (foxtail millet)
Lineage: Eukaryota; Viridiplantae; Streptophyta; Magnoliopsida; Poales; Poaceae
Exons: 2
Coding region: 1-1278 (425 amino acids)
Biological process (GO): regulation of DNA-templated transcription; ethylene-activated signaling pathway
Molecular function (GO): DNA-binding transcription factor activity; DNA binding
Source: RefSeq, a predicted model, not a curated record
AUGCAUUGCACCUUGUGGCUCUCACUGUACAGAAAACGGCGGGGGGGUUUUCUUUUUCUUUUACCAUCUUUUCUUUUAGUUUCUGGGUUCAUAGAAAAAGGAAGGGGCGGCGGAAAUUCCGGGGACGGACACGUGUCACCCUUCCUCACCCCGGGGCCCUGCGCCGCCUAUAUAUACACGGCGAGACCCUGUCACCUUUUCCGAUUCGUCAUUUGCGCCGUCAUCUGCUGUGCCUGUGCAUCCUCGGACGUUGGUGUGCAUGUGUGCUGCGCGCCCAAGGUGGCGAACGCGCAGCGAGGGGGAGGGCUCGCCGGCGCCGGCGACGGCGAGGAGGAGGCCGACGAGGAGGGGCAGGCCGCCGUCGCAGGGACGACGACGACGGCAGCGGCGUGGCGGAUGCUGUCCGGGUACGAGCGCAGCCGGGAGGCGGCGGUGAUGGUCGACGCGCUCGCGAGGGUCGUUGCCGGCGGGGCGCCGGCCGCCGGGGCCCGGCAGGUUGUGUCGCCGGCGGGGGCGUGGCCGGGCUACGACUACGACGCUCUGUCACCGUCUUACUCAGCACAGGCUCACGAGUACGGAGCGGCGUUGGCAACACCACCGCAGCACUCGCCUGCGGCGGCGGCGGCGUCGCCGGGCUCGAGCCAGCAGAUCCCCUCGCCGUCCUCCGCCGAUACCAGCGCGGGCAGGAGCGGCGGCGGCGCGCCGCGGAGGCGGUACCGCGGCGUGCGUCAGCGGCCGUGGGGGAAGUGGGCGGCGGAGAUCCGGGACCCGCACAAGGCGGCGCGCGUGUGGCUCGGCACCUUCGACACCGCCGAGGCCGCCGCCCGGGCUUACGACGAGGCCGCGCUGGGGUUUCGCGGCAGCCGCGCCAAGCUCAACUUCCCGGAGUCCGCCACGCUCCGCCCGCCAUCAGCGCCGCAGGUGGCCGCGGUCCCUCCGCCGCCGCCGCAGAGGCCUGAGGCGCUGCUGGAGUCGCAGGCGCUGGCGGCCGGCGCCGGCGGCGGGGAGUACUCGGAGUACGCCCGGUUCCUGCAGGGCGCCGGCGAGCCGCCCCGCUUCUUCGAGCCGACGGCGCCCGCGGCGCCGGGAUCGUCGUCGUUCCCGGUGUUCUUCAGCUUCGGCGGGGGCGACGGCGGAAGCGACGGCGCCUCGCACCAUCCCUGGCCGCCGGCGAGCACCGGCACCAGUAACAGCGGGGCAGGCCACCCUCCGCCGCCGGCGACAUGGGCGGACUCGGGGUGGUGGCCCGCGCCGCCGCGGGACCCGUCUGCCGGUUGACCCGGAUCGAGUUUUUGGCCCAUUUUUUCCCACGUUGGUUGACACGCGGACCGAUUUCGGUCCGGAAACACACAUUCAUACGGCAUCUAGAAUCUUAGAUGUAGUGCUAGAACUUUUCAUUUUUUGAGAGAGAUGAGUUUGUAUUCGUGGAUUCUUUUCGAAUAAACUUGGGUUGCUUUCUUGAUUUCGAGCAAAUUUUUUGGAUUCGGUUGAUAAUCCUGUAUUGAGAAUUCUGAACUUGUCCCAUCAAUGGCGCGGCGGGAGUUUCUGCACCGGUGGUGUCCUGCCCUGCAUUUCCGGCUCA